UAGGAGCCGGCAGAGCCAGGCCAGGAUGGAGAGGAGACGGGUCACCUCAGCUGCCCGCCGCGCCUAUGUUUCCUCCUCGGAGAUGGUGGUGGGGGGCCUGACUCCCAGCCACCGCUUGGUUCCAGGCACCCGCUUCUCCCUGGCUCGAAUGCCACCCCCACUCCCGGCCCGGGUGGAUUUCUCCUUGGCCGGGGCACUCAACACCGGCUUCAAGGAGACACGGGCCAGUGAGCGGGCAGAGAUGAUGGAGCUCAAUGACCGCUUCGCCAGUUACAUCGAGAAGGUGCGCUUCCUGGAACAGCAGAACAAGGCACUGGCUGCGGAGCUGAACCAGCUGCGGGCCAAGGAGCCCACCAAGCUGGCCGACGUCUACCAGGCUGAGCUGCGCGAGCUGCGCCUGCGGCUCGAUCACCUCACCGCCAACUGCGCCCGGCUGGAGGUCGAGAGGGACAAUCUGGCGCAGGACCUGGGCACCCUGAGGCAGAAGCUCCAGGAUGAAACCAACCUGAGGCUGGAGGCCGAGAACAACCUGGCUGCCUAUCGACAGGAGGCAGAUGAAGCCACCCUGGCCCGUCUGGAUCUGGAGAGGAAGAUUGAGUCUCUGGAGGAGGAAAUCCAGUUCUUGAGGAAGAUCCAUGAGGAGGAGGUGCGGGAGCUCCAGGGGCAGCUCGCCCGGCAGCAGGUCCAUGUGGAGCUGGAUGUGGCCAAGCCAGACCUCACAGCGGCCCUGAGAGAGAUCCGCACCCAGUAUGAGGCAGUGGCAUCCAGCAACAUGCAUGAGGCAGAGGAGUGGUACCGGUCCAAGUUUGCGGACCUGACGGACGCCGCUGCCCGCAACGCGGAGCUGCUCCGCCGGGCCAAGCAUGAGGCCAACGACUACCGGCACCAGCUGCAGGUGUUGACCUGCGACCUGGAGUCCUUGCGCGGGACGAACCAGUCCCUGGAGAGGCAGAUGCGGGAGCAGGAGGAGCGUCACGCGCGGGAGGUGGCGAGUUACCAGGAGACCCUGGCCCGGCUGGAGGAGGAGGGGCAGACCCUCAAGGACGAGAUGGCCCGGCACCUGCAGGAGUACCAGGACCUGCUCAACAUCAAGCUGGCCCUGGACAUGGAGAUCGCCACCUACAGGAAGCUGCUGGAGGGCGAGGAGAACCGCAUCACCAUUCCUGUGCAGACCUUCUCCAACCUGCAGAUCCGAGGGGGCAAAGGCACCAAAGAAGGGGAAGGUCACAAGGUCACAAGACAUCUCAAAAGCCUCACAGUACAAGUUAUACCCAUUCAGGCUCACCAGAUUGUAAACGGAGCCCCGCCGGCUCUCGAAACCAGCCUGGACACCAAGUCCGUGUCGGAAGGCCAUCUCAAGAGAAACAUCGUGGUGAAGACUGUGGAGAUGCGGGAUGGAGAGGUCAUUAAGGAGUCCAAACAGGAGCACAAGGACGUGAUGUGAGGCGGGAACCACCUGGAGGCCCCUGUCCCCUAACGGGAGGGGCCUGCAGCAGUAAACAGGAUAGCUGCCCCUCCUCUGAUCGCUCAUUUCCCCAGACCUGAGUUCCCACCACCCCAUUGCAGCUGCUCCCCACGACACAUCUCUAUGCCAGCUUUUGCCCUAGGCUCCAUCCGCAGUAGGCCCACCAGACAGCACCCACCCCACUCCCAGCAACUCCAUCUAAAAGGGCACUCACCCCAAAGGGGCAGCCUGGAGGGGCAUGGCCAGAAGCUUGGGUUAGAAUUGGGAGGGAAGAGAGAAGUUGGGGAGGGCCUAGAGACCUAAUAAAUCACUCUCCAUAGCCUAA
Myotis daubentonii (Daubenton's bat) is the source of this 1790-nucleotide messenger RNA. It is a transcript of the gene GFAP, whose product is annotated as glial fibrillary acidic protein. The record is from RefSeq and is a predicted model, not a curated record. The transcript is spliced from 10 exons. Bases 26 to 1444 code for a protein of 472 amino acids. Gene Ontology annotation, cellular component: cell projection; intermediate filament; cytoplasm. Gene Ontology annotation, biological process: intermediate filament organization; regulation of chaperone-mediated autophagy. Lineage: Eukaryota; Metazoa; Chordata; Mammalia; Chiroptera; Vespertilionidae. Gene Ontology annotation, molecular function: structural constituent of cytoskeleton.